Messenger RNA from Mucor velutinosus, 888 nucleotides. RefSeq lists its product as uncharacterized. The record is from RefSeq and is a predicted model, not a curated record. Gene Ontology annotation, biological process: mitochondrion organization. NCBI's taxonomy places the organism in Eukaryota, Fungi, Mucoromycota, Mucoromycetes, Mucorales, Mucoraceae. The coding region runs from base 1 to 888 and encodes 295 amino acids. Gene Ontology annotation, cellular component: mitochondrion; membrane. The transcript is spliced from 3 exons.
AUGGCACAACAAGCUAAGCAAGCUGCUCAAAAGUUAGGAGGCAUGUUCCCUCAAGGAUCCGGAAAGGGUAUCGGUGGUGCUGUCGGUGCCAUUGCUGUCCUCGGUGCUCUUGGUUAUGGUGUCAACGCAUCUCUUUUCAACGUUGAUGGUGGUCAUAGAGCUAUCAAGUAUACUCGUGUUUUCGGUGUCCAAGAUACCGUCUACAAUGAAGGUACUCAUUUCAUGAUUCCUUGGUUUGAGACCCCCGUCAUUUAUGAUGUCCGUGCAAAGCCUCGCAAUGUCGCUUCUUUGACCGGUACCAAAGAUUUGCAAAUGGUCAACAUCACUUGUCGUGUACUUUCAAAGCCUCGUGUCGAUCAGCUUGCUACUGUUUAUCGUACUCUUGGUCAAGAUUAUGAUGAGCGUAUUCUCCCCUCUGUUGUCAACGAAGUUCUCAAGUCUGUUGUUGCUCAAUUCACUGCUUCUCAGCUCAUUACACAACGUGAGCGUGUGUCUCGUCUUGUCCGUGAAAACUUGGUUCGUCGUGCUUUGCGUUUCAACAUUAUUUUGGAUGAUGUCUCCAUCACUCAUGUUGGUUUCUCUCCCGUUUUCGAGUCUGCAGUUGAAGCCAAGCAAAUUGCUCAACAAGAUGCUCAACGUGCUGCUUUCAUUGUCGACAGAGCUCGCCAAGAGAAGCAAUCUAUCAUUGUUCGUGCUCAAGGUGAGGCUAAAUCUGCUGAAUUGAUUGGUGAAGCCAUUGAGAACAAGCCUGGUUUCUUGGAAUUGAAGAGAAUCGAAGCCGCUCGUGAAAUUGCCACUGUCAUCUCUAGAUCUGGUAACAAGGUCAUGCUUGACUCUGAUACCUUAUUACUCAAUGUCAACACACCAAAGCAAAAGCAACAAGAGUAA